This is a messenger RNA of Acaulospora morrowiae, 2683 nucleotides long. The record is from the annotation of a GenBank genome assembly. Lineage: Eukaryota; Fungi; Glomeromycota; Glomeromycetes; Diversisporales; Acaulosporaceae.
AAAUUAUACCACAAGUGAUAAAGGGUUUAAAUGACAUCCGGUUAACAUUUCUUAAUCUACCUUAUUCUCAAGAUAUGAGGCUUUUUCGCAAUGAUAAAUUUAGUUCUCAAAGGGAACCAUAUUACGGGAAAUGUACACAAUGCAAGAGAUAUAAUACUUCAUUAGCCUGGUGUCAGUCGUGUGAUCCUUUUAAAACUACUCAAGGAUGGACUAGUGGAAAUAAGGAUAUUGAUGAUUACAUUAAAGAAUUUCAGCUUAAAGCUACUGAAUAUGAAGACGUAAUUGAGUGGAUUCCAUUUAAUAGGCUAUCUGAAUUUCAAAACAUUAGCGAAACAGAAUUUUGGGCGCAAUGGUUAGAUGGAAUACGAAAGGUUAAAAAUCGUACACAAUCACGUACAUUAUCGUGUUCAGUCGAACUUAGGAAAUUUGAUGGUUUACAAGUUAAUGCAUUAGAAUUUAUAAGAAAUCUUAAAAAUUAUCUCCGAUCAUGGUAUUGGGAACAUAAUAUAUAUGGAAUUACCCGGGAUACAACUGGCCAAUAUAUGAUUGUAUAUGAUUGUUUUUAUUCUAAAAGGUAUAUGAGGUAUGGAGAAUGUGCACAAUGCGAGAGAUAUAAUACUUCAGAAGCAUGGUGUCAGUCGUGUGAUUCUUUUAAAACUACUCAAGGAUGGACUAGUGGAAAUAAUGAUAUUGAUUAUUGCAUUAAAGAAUUUCAGCUUAAAGCUACUGAAUAUAAAGAUGUAAUUGAGUGGAUUCCAUUCAAUAGGUUAUCUGAAUUUCGAAAAAUUAAUGAAAUGGAAUUUUGGGCACAAUGGUUAGAUAUAAAUGAGUGGAUUCCAUUCAAUCGUCGACCUGAAUUUCGAAAAAUUAAUGAAAUGGAAUUUCGGGCACAAUGGUUAGAUGGAAUACGAAAGGUUAAAAAUAACACACAAUCACGAACAUUAUCAUGUUCAGUUGAACUUACGAAAUUUGAUGGUUUACAAGUCGAUGCAUUAGAAUUUAUAAGAAAUUUUAAAAAAUUUAUCCAAUCAGAAGAUAGUAAGCAUAAUAUAAAUACGCAUGUUAUAUAUGGAAUUACCCGGGAUACAACUGGCCAAUAUAUGGUUGUAUUUGAUGAAUACUCUUCUAUAAGGAAUAUAAUGUAUGGAAUAUGUGCACAAUGCGAGAGAUAUAAUACUUUAGAAGCAUGGUGUCAGUCGUGUGAUCCUUUUAAAACUACUCAAGGAUGGACUAGUGGAAAUAAGGAUAUCGAUAAUUGCAUUAAGGAAUUUCAGAUUAAAACUAUUAAUUAUGAAAACGUUAUUGAAUGGAUUCCAUUCAUUAAAUUAUCUAACUUGCAAAAAGUUGAUGAAUCAAGACUUCAGGCAUUAUGGUUAGAUGGGAUACGAAAGGUCGAAAUUAAAACACAAUCACGUAUAGCAUCACAUACAGUUGACCUUAAGAAAUUUGAUGGUUUACAAGUUGAUGCAUUAGAAUUUAUAAGAAAUUUUAAAAAUUAUAUCCAAUCAGGGGAUAAAGUAUACGGAAUAACUCAAGAUGCAACUGGUCAAUAUAUGAUUGUAUUUGACGAAUUCUCUUCUAUAAGGAAUAUUAAAUAUGGGAUGUGUGCCCAAUGCGAUAGAUAUAAAACUUCACAGGCAUGGUGUCAGUCGUGUGAUCCUUUUAAAACUAUUCAAGGAUGGACUAGUGGAAAUAAGGAUAUCGAUGAUUGCAUUAAAGAAUUUCAACUUAAGUCUUCUAAAUACGAGAAUGUAAUUGAAUGGAUUCCAUUUAAUAGGUUAUCUAACUUGCAAAAAGUUGAUGAUUCAAGCUUUCAGGCAUUAUGGUUAGAUGGAAUACGAAAGGUCAAAAAUAAUAUACAGUCACGUAUAUCAUCAUGCGUAGUUGAACUUGAGACAUUUAAUAGUUUUCUAAUUGAUACAUUAGAAUUUAUAGGAAAUUUUAAAAAUCAUAUGCAAUCGGAAAAUAAUAAAGUAUAUGGAAUUACACAGAACGUGAUAACUCGUAAAUAUAUGGUCAUAUUUGAUAGAUUCAGUUCCAUAAGGAGGAAAUAUUACGAGAUUUGUGCAAAGUGCAAGCGUUAUAAUACUUCAUUUGCCUGGUGUCAGUCAUGCGACCCUUUUAUAGCCACUCAAGGAUGGACUAGUGGAAAUAAGGAAGUUGAUUAUUGCAUUAAAGGGUUUCAACUUAAAUCUUCUAAAUACGAAAAUGUAAUUGAAUGGAUUCCAUUUAAUAGGCUAUCUAACUUGCAAAAGGUUGAUGAAUCAAAAUUUCGGGCACUAUGGUUAGAUGGAACGCGAAAGAUCGAGGAUAAUAUACGGUUACGUAUAUUAUCAUGCGCAGUUGGACUUAAAGCAUUGAACAGUUUUCCGGUUAAUAUAUUGGAAUUUAUAAGAAAUUUUAAAAUUUAUAUGCAACCAAAUGAUAAUAAACUUAAAGUAUAUGGAAUAACACAAGAUACAACGACUGGUCAAUAUAUGAUUGUAUUUGACGAAUCUUCUUCUAUAAGGGAUAAUAUAUAUGGAAUAUGUGCACAAUGCAAUGGAUUUAAUACUUCAUUAGCCUGGUGUCAGUCGUGUGAUCCUUUUAAAGCAACUAAAGGAUGGACUAGUGGAAAUAGGCAUAUCGAUGAUUGCAUUAAAGAAUUUCAACUUAAUGCUACUAGACAUGAAGAUGUUAUUGA